Messenger RNA from Cinara cedri, 800 nucleotides. The record is from the annotation of a GenBank genome assembly. NCBI's taxonomy places the organism in Eukaryota, Metazoa, Arthropoda, Insecta, Hemiptera, Aphididae.
AUGGAUCCGAAAAUGAAAACAUCUAGAUGUCAAGGGUAUUUCGAAGAAUUGCUGAAUGGGGAGGUUCCAGAAACACCAAUACCACUCUGGGAAGACCAAAUCACGGAACAUAAAGUAGAUGAUUUAAAACUUGAUGAAACUAAGAGAGCUAUUUACCGACUCAAUAAUCGGAAAGUCCUUGGGUCAAAUAGGACGAUUGCUGAACUUAAAUGGCGGCAAAGAACUACAUGAAGCGAUGUAUGAGUUGUACAAACAUAUAUGGAAGAAAAAUAAACUACCAGAUGAAUGGAACAAAGCUACGGUAAUCCCCCUAUACAAGAAAGGUGAUAAGUUGAGCUGUAAUAACUAUAAAGGAAUAUCGUUAUUGAAUACAGAGAAUACAAAGAUUUUCCCAGAUCUUACUAGAAGGAUUGGAACCAAUAGCUGAAGAAUGCAUAAAAAAUUACCAAUGCGAUUUCCGAAAAGAAAACUCAACAAUAUACCAAAUUACUACUAUUGAUCUGCUGUUAGAAAAGAAGUAUGGGUAUAAAUAGAACGUAUGGCAGGUGUUCGUAGGUUUCAAGAAAGCACACGAUAGUGUUCAUUGUAAUAGCCUGUAUAAUAUAAUGUAUGAAUUUGGUUUUCCCGAAAAACUCAUAUCACUGACAAAAAUAUGCACGAAUAGGACCAAAUGUCAAGUAAGUGUAGACGGUAAACUGCCAGAAGAAUUUGAAGUGAUGAUUGGGCUCAAACAAGGUGAUGCGCUGUCCCCAUUACUGUUCAACAUAAGAGAAAGAUACAAAGCAAUAAGCUCGGAAUGA